AUGCAGGGUGCUUCUUCUUCUUCUUCUGCUCUCUUUGUCCUCCUCCUCCCCUCCCUCUUCUUCCUCUCCCUCUUCCCUGACCCGGUCAGCGGGGACUGCUGGCUGAUUGAAGGGGACAAAGGUUACGUGUGGCUGGCUAUCUGCAGUCAGAACCAGCCCCCGUACGAGACCAUCCCGCAGCACAUCAACAACACGGUCCACGACUUGAGGUUGAAUGAGAAUAAGCUGAAGGCCGUUCUCUUCAGCUCCAUGUACCGCUUCACCAACCUGACCGACCUGAACCUCACCAAGAACGAGAUCAGCUACAUCGAGGACGGGGCCUUCGCUGGACAAGCAAACCUUCAGGUUCUCCAGCUGGGCUACAACAAGAUGACCAACCUGACCGAGGGCAUGAUGAGAGGACUCGGACGCAUGCAGUGUCUCUUCCUCCAGCACAACCUCAUCGAGGUUAUCGCCAGCAAUACAUUCUGGGAGUGCCCCAGCCUCAGCAGCAUCGACCUGUCAUCCAACAAACUGGCCCGCAUCGACCCGUCCACGUUCACGGUCCUCAGCCGGCUGAUGGUGUGCGAGCUGGCAGCCAAUCCUUUCCACUGCGGCUGUGACCUUUACAGCUUCCUGGCCUGGCUGGAGUCCUUCAACAACGUGACUCACACCUACGACCGCCUCCAGUGCGAGACUCCUCGGGAGAUGUUCGGCUACCCCUUACUCACGGCGAGCGGUCACUCAGGGAGAAAUGCCAAAAACAUUUUGUUCCACCACUGCAGGGACGGAGUCAUGAUUCCAGGAAUGACUUCCCUCCCUCCCGAUCUGGACGGCCCCUCUGGGAUCGGACCCGAGAUGUUUGGAGGUGUGGGGCCGUACCACCAGGCCACCACCUCCUCUUCCUCCACCGAGCACAGCUACACCCCGAGCAUCAAGCUCCAUCACGUGUCUCUGUCGUCAGCCUCGCUCCUGGUGCAGAUUCCACGGCCCUACAGCAAGAUGUACAUCCUGACACAAUACAACUACACCUUUGUGUCUGACGUCAUGAACCUGAAGAACAAGAAGGAGAUGAUCACGCUCAACAAGCUCAAGGCUCACACCAACUACACCUUCUGUGUCGCCUCCAUCCGCAACUCCCAACGCUACAACCACACCUGCCUCACGUUCGCCACUCGGGCUCAGAACGAGGACGACAAACUCCCCGCUCCUUCCACGACCACGCACUACAUCAUGACCAUCGUCGGCUGCUUGUUCGGCAUGCUCAUUAUUCUAGGCUUUGUUUACUACUGCCUAAGGAAGAAAAGGAUGCAUGAUGAGAAGAAGAAGUCCAUCUGUGUGAAGAAAACCAUCCUGGAGAUGCGUUACGGACCAGAGGUGGCAGCAGCUGUGGCGAACGAUCCAGCAGCAGUCCACAAGCUCCAGGAGCAGUCCAGAGAACACCACCAGUACCAGCACCACCAUGGGGGGAAGCUCCCCAUGUCCACGUCCACCAGCUCUGGGAUGCUUCACUCAGCAAACACCAGCUCCUCCAGACUGUCAACCAUCCCACAGGUGGAGAAGAUGGCCACUGCCUUCUCAGAGGCCAUGUCCACUAAAGGGAACUACAUGGACAUCAGGACUGCAGGGGCCGGGAUGGAGAGGAUGGUGGAUGGUGGGCAUGUGGGGAUGAGGGGGGUGGAUCUGAGGGACGAUAUGGGAAGUGACCUCGGGGAUGACUCAGAUGACGACGGACACGGCUCUGCUUCAGAGAUUUCCACCAUUGCCAUGGAGGUGGACAAGGUGAACCAGAUCAUCAACAACUGCAUCGAUGCUCUGAAGCUAGACGCAGCAGUGGCUGCUUCAGGGGUCUCUAAUAACCUAGCAGCCUCAUGCAAUCCCACCUCCCCGCCCCCCACUAGCACCUCCUCCCUCACUCGAGGUCUGAUCCCACUGUCCCAAGGGUUGGCCGACGCGUGCCAGAUCAUUACUCCCAACAAAAUCCCCCCUCCGCCUCCACUCCCCGCCUUGAGUACCCCUCUGUCUGAGCGCCCAGGGAUCACCGGUGGUGGUUAUGUGGUGACUCCCCCGUACCGGCCCCCGCCACCAGCCACCGCCGUCCGUCCGAUCCAGAGGCAGAUGAGUGCAGACGCUGCCGUGGUGAUCGUGAACGCAGUCAAAAAACAAUGCAGCACCUCGUCCUGUAGCUCCAUGGGGAGGGACAGGGAGCGUGGAGGAGCGAGGGUCUACAGUCUGGAUGUUCCUGAGCCAAGAAGCCCAGAUGCCUGUAACCAGCAGCAGCAGCAGUACCCGGACCGUGCCAGUCCCGUGGGCUGUGGGGAGCCCCUCGAGAGGCUGCCUUUAGUUGGGAGUGGGAGCUGUGGUGGAGGGGGUGGUGGUUGCGACAGUGGUGGUGUUGGUGCCCAGCAUCAGGACAACCAGAAGUCUCAUCACUACCAUCAGCAACAACAGAUGCAGCAGCAGCAGCAGCAGCAGCAGCAGCAGCAGCAGCAGCAGCAGCAGCAGCAGCAGCAGCAGCAGCAGCAGCUGGACGUGCAGCAGGACUACCACUGCUCGGAGCACCGCCACUCUGUCCCAGCUCUCUACUACGAAGGCUCCCACCAGGGCUCCCCGGCUCAGAGGGUUUCCUUCCUGAAGCCUCUCACACGCUCCCGCAGGGAUGCAGCGUCUUACUCCCAGCUCUCGCCGGCUCGCCAUCAUUCCAGUUACUCCGGUUACUCCUCCAGUCCAGAGUACUCCACAGAGAGCACUCUGAGGAUCUGGGAGCGGUUUCGUCCCUACCGGAAAGGCCAGCGGGACGAGUCCUGUUACGUGACGGCCGGGAACGCCCUUAGGAAAAAGGUGCAGUUUGCUAAAGGUGAGGACCUGCAUGACAUCCUGGAUUACUGGAAGGGUGUGUCAGCACAGCAGAAGCUGUGA
Notolabrus celidotus (New Zealand spotty) is the source of this 2898-nucleotide messenger RNA. RefSeq names its product protein phosphatase 1 regulatory subunit 29-like. The record is from RefSeq and is a predicted model, not a curated record. NCBI's taxonomy places the organism in Eukaryota, Metazoa, Chordata, Actinopteri, Labriformes, Labridae. Gene Ontology annotation, molecular function: protein binding. The transcript has 2 exons. The coding region runs from base 1 to 2898 and encodes 965 amino acids. Gene Ontology annotation, cellular component: plasma membrane.